CGCGCCGGAGAAGAGGCCGAGCGCGCUUGGCCGGACGCGGCGAUGGGUCUGCAGCGGGGGCGCUGCCUCUUCCUCGGCCUCGGCCUCCUCUGGCUCCAGGUGGCCGCUGUGCGCCAAGACCCCGCGCCCCGCUGUGGCUCCGGCUUCGCCUCGGGCUGCUGCACCUUCGAGGUGGCCCACGAGGACCUGCCUCGAGGCCAAGUCUUGGGCCAAGUUCAUUUCGAAGACUGCACGGGAUGGAAGCUGGCACUGUACAGCACAGAGGAUGCCAACUUCAGGGUGCUGGCAGACGGAACACUUCUGGUGAAGCACCACACGAAGCUCCGUGGGGAAGCGAGGACCUUCGUGGUGCAUGCCUGGGAUUCCGCGGGCACCAAAUCCUCAGCCUUGGUUACUGUGAGGAACAAAAGCCAUCGUUCUCCAAAGGGGGAGCCUGAUCCUGCCAGCCAAGCAGAGGAGCCAAAGCGUCCAGUGGCCGAAUCUGUCCUGAAGCGGCAGAAGCGGGAUUGGGUGAUCCCGCCCAUAAGAGUUCCUGAAAACGAGAGGGGCCCUUUCCCGAAGAAGCUGGUCCAGAUCAAAUCCAACAGGGAUAAACUAAACAAGAUCUUCUACAGCAUCACUGGGCAGGGAGCAGAUGCGCCUCCGGAGGGAGUCUUCACCAUUGAGAAAGAGACGGGUUGGAUGAAAGUGACGCAGCCGCUGGACAGAGAAGCAACCGACAAAUACCACCUUUUUUCGCAUGCUGUGUCUGAAAAUGGAAAGCCCGUGGAAGAACCGAUGGAGAUAAUAGUCACGGUAACAGACCAAAAUGACAACAAGCCCCAGUUCACCACGGAGGUCUUCAGGGGGUCUGUCUUGGAAGGAGCAACACCUGGGACCUCUGUGAUGCAAGUCACUGCCACAGAUGCCGACGAUGCCGUGGAGACCUACAAUGGGGUGGUUGCUUACUCCAUCCUAAGCCAAGUGCCUGGCAAACCCGAGAAGCAGAUGUUCGCCAUCAACAGGGAGACGGGCUCAAUCAGUGUGAUUGCCAGUGGCCUGGACAGAGAGAGAGUGAAGGAAUACACACUCACCCUGCAAGCGGCUGACUUGAAUGGCACAGGACUGACCAGCACAGCAUCUGCGGUGAUAGAAAUCGAGGACGCCAAUGACAACGCCCCCCAGUUCAGCCCCCCCGUGUACACAGCAGAGGUGGCAGAGAACGAAGCCAACCUGGAGGUGGUGAGGCUGUCGGUAACAGACAUGGAUGAGGCCGGCUCACCUGCAUGGCGCGCCGUGUACAAGAUCGUGCGUGGCAAUGACGGGGGCUACUUCCGAGUAUCGACUGAUUCAGAGAGCAAUGAAGGCAUUGUGGAAACAGCCAGAGGCUUGGACUUUGAAGCAAGGAAACAGUUUGUGCUGCAGGUCGCAGUCACCAAUGAAGUCCCCUUUGCGGUGAAGCUUCCGACUUCCACAGCAACCGUGACUGUCAGCGUGAGGGACGUGAAUGAGGCGCCAAUCUUCGAUCCUCGGGUCCGGAUGGCAGAAGUCUCGGAGGAUGUCCCCCUCGGACAUGAAGUCAUGGUGUGCACAGCGCAGGACCCAGACAAAAUGCAAUCCCAGAAAAUCAAGUACUUCAUGGAGAAGGACAGAGCCGGCUGGCUGUCAAUCGACCCAGAAAGUGGCAUCGUCGCCACCAAGGCGGCCUUGGACCGAGAGUCCUACCUGGUGAAGAACAACAGCUAUGUGGCCGUUGUGCUGGCAGUGGAUGACGGAACCCCACCAGCCACCGGUACAGGCACCCUCCUGCUUACUCUGCUGGACGUGAAUGACAACGGCCCUGAACUUGAACACCCAGAGAUCAUAGUCUGCAAUAGCCAGCCUGAGACCCAACAUCUGCGUAUCUUGGACAAAGACCAGCCCCCCAACACCUUUCCGUUCCGUGCAAAGCUCACAAAUAACUCUGCUGAAAACUGGGCUGUGGAAAUGGAUGCCACAGGGGAAACGGCGCUGGUGAGGCUGCUGCAGCCCUUGAAGCAGGGCGUCCACAACGUUUACCUCCAGCUCCUUGACAGCCAGGGCAAGGACCAGCGGACGGUCCUCAAGGCCACCGUGUGUGAGUGCGAGGGGCCGGUUGAGCAGUGCCCAGAGCAGCAGGUGGCUGUCGUUGGGGCUCCCGUAAUCCUCGCUAUCUUGGGAUCCAUUCUGGCUCUGCUGAUCAUCUUGCUGCUGCUGCUGCUCUUUGUGAGGAGGAGGAAGGUGGUGAAGGAGCCGUUGCUGCUCCCAGAAGACGACACUCGGGACAACAUCUUCUACUAUGGCGAAGAGGGAGGCGGCGAGGAAGACCAGGACUAUGAUCUCGGCCAGCUUCACAGAGGCUUGGAUGCCCGUCCAGAAGUUGUCCUCCGCAACGAUGUUGUGCCCACUCUGCUGCCCGCUCCACAGUACCACCCACGCCCCACAAACCCUGAUGAAAUUGGCAACUUCAUCCAUGAGAACUUGAAGGCGGCUGACAUGGACCCCACGGCACCCCCCUACGACUCACUGCUGGUGUUUGACUACGAGGGCAGCGGCUCUGAGGCCGCCUCGCUCAGCUCCAUCGAGUCCUCCAGCUCGGAUCGGGACCAGGAUUAUGACUACUUGAAUGAUUGGGGCAGCCGGUUCAAGAGGCUGGCCGACAUGUAUGGGGGAGGAGUGGACAACUAAGGCAGGUGCAUGGAUCCUGCACUGGAGAGGCCGAAUGGGCCUGGCUGCUUCCGCCCCGUCUCCUUUCCAGCAAGGGUUGUGCUGGCUGCUGUAUGCCAAAACUCCUGCGUCUCCUCCUGCAGUGGUUGGGCCCUCGUGGCUUCCCAAGGCUGCCGAGCCUGCCGCCGCCUCCUCCUCCUACACUGCCUUCCGGAACGUGCCUUGUGGGGCCUUUGGGUCAGACCACCGCACAAUGACCUGCCCCAGUGCCUCUCGAGAGACUCCCUCCCUGGCCAAGGGACCUGUUGGCAGGGAGCAGCCCCCCCCUCCCCAGAUCGCCUCUGCCUGGUUCUUGCCACCUGGGCUGCCCCUGUGCGCCGUGCAAGAUGCAAGGAUGAAAUUGGGAGGGGGAGUGGGGAGGCAGUCCUGCCAAGCCUCCUCUAGCUGCCCCUCCCUCCCCAAUUUGCUCAGCCCCACAAGUGCUGGCAGCCCUCCUGGAAAUGGUUUGCCUCUUUUUAAAAAAUAUCUUAAAUGUUCAUAGGUCUCUUUUUGUAUGGUGUGGAAAGUAGAAUUGAUGAUAAGCUAGAGAUCUUGACAAUCAGGGUGUAAAGU
Messenger RNA from Eublepharis macularius, 3276 nucleotides. RefSeq names its product B-cadherin-like. The record is from RefSeq and is a predicted model, not a curated record. The transcript has 16 exons. Gene Ontology annotation, cellular component: adherens junction; cytoplasm; catenin complex. The coding region runs from base 43 to 2685 and encodes 880 amino acids. Lineage: Eukaryota; Metazoa; Chordata; Lepidosauria; Squamata; Eublepharidae. Gene Ontology annotation, biological process: calcium-dependent cell-cell adhesion; adherens junction organization; homophilic cell-cell adhesion. Gene Ontology annotation, molecular function: cadherin binding; calcium ion binding.